CGGCAGCCGAACAGAGGGAAGGAGAGAGAGAGAGAGGUAACCACGAAAAUAGGGGGGCUAGAAUAAAGGGAAAUUACGCGCGGAAACAGGAAAUCCUGACACAGUUUUUUUAUAUAUAUAUCGGGGUAGUGCGAUGUAGGCGGGAUUCAGUCACUAUCCUUGGGAUGGGAAAGUGGAUAACCGCCGCUUCUGAAACCUUGUUUGUGGAUGUUGGGAAUAACCGGGAUGGUUGUUGGAUUGUAACCUCGCAGCAGAAUGGGAACUAACAAUAGUCCUACUCAAUCUCGGACCGGCAGUAAGAAGCUCUCUGUAAGUGUGUGUGGGAUGUUGUGUCAGGGCUAGAGCCCCUUCUUCUCCCAUGAGCCUGUGGGCCCACACACACACACGGCGCCCUCACAAACACGCACGCAAUCGACACUGACGUUGUGAAGUGGACCCUCGUAGCCAGACCGGAGCAGAACCGGAUCGAACCGGCCGUUGGGCCGGCGGGGCGGAGCCUGAUGAUGUCAACAGAGGCGGAGCUACAGCCAGCUGUCAGGCCCAGCGUCAGGAGAGACUCCAGGAGGAAAGGGCAGGAUCGUAGCGAGGCCGGGCUAAUCAGGCGGUUUAAGGGGGAUGGCGUUCGCUACAAGGCUAAACUUAUCGGUCUGGACGAAGUCACGGCUGCACGCGGAGACAAACUCUGUCAAGACUCCAUGAUGAAGCUCAAGGGUAUAGCAGCGGCAGGGCGAUCGAAAGGAGACCACAAACAGAAGGUGUCUCUAACUGUCUCCUUUGGAGGGAUCAAGAUCUUCCAUGAGAAGUCUGGGGUCCUCCAGCACCACCAUGCUGUCCAUGAGAUCUCGUACAUCGCUAAAGAUAUCACGGACCACCGAGCCUUUGGCUACGUCUGUGGGAAGGAGGGAAACCACCGCUUCGUAGCUAUCAAGACCGCUCAGUCAGCAGAGCCAGUGAUCCUGGACCUUCGGGACCUGUUCCAGCUCAUCUAUCAGAUCAAACAGAGAGAGGAGAUGGAGAAGAAAGCCCAGAAGGACAAACAGUGUGAACAGGCUGUGUACCAGACUAUUCUGGAGGAAGAUUUGGAGGAUCCUGUCUACCAGUACAUUGUGUUUGAGGCGGGACACGAGCCCAUCCGCGACCAAUCAGAAGAGAGCAUUUAUCAGGUUCCGACCAGCCAACAGAAGGAGGGGGUAUAUGACGUCCCCAAGAGACACCCAAAUAUCAACCAAUUAGAGCUUUUCGGAGACAUCUCCACACUCCCGGACAUCUACUCCCCCUCGACCCCUGCCUCUCCAGCCAACACCCUGGACCCGUCUCUGGGCCUGCAGCCCCUCACAGAACUCUUCAACCCCUUCAACCCCGCCUCUGUACCCUCAGGUUAUGUGGCGAUGGGAGCGGUACCUCCAGGUCAGGUGUGGUCGCAACAGGCUUUUGCUGCCCAGGCAGGUCCUCUGUUUGGGGUCCAGUCCCCCCUGGGUCAGUCCCUCCCUAUAGCCCAGGUCCUGCCUGGAGGCCAGCCUCUCAUCUGGGGCCAGGCCAACCUCUUCCCUGCUACACAGCAGCAGUGGGCCGCCAUGACGGGAGCAGGGUUCCCUGCUACAGCCUACCUCCCAGCCCAGCCAGGAUCUCUGCCUGCCAUGUUCCUCCCUGUCAAUCAACCCUGCGACAGCCUAUCAUCUGCCAGCGCUGCCUCUAACCCCACCCCCUCAUCAGCCUCAAGUCCACAGCAUGCAGAGAGGCAGCGGCAGAAGAUGAGCAAGGAGAUGUUUAAGGACUUCCAGCUAGUGAAGCCUCCAGCCAUGCCUGCUAAGAUGGGGGACCAGCACCCCUGUCUAGCUGAGACCUCAGAGGCCUUCAGCUCCUAUUUCAGCCGUGUGGGGACCGCCACCGAUACAGACGACUGUGACGACUUUGACAUCUCUCAGCUCAACCUCACUCCUGUCACCUCCACCACUCCCUCCACUAACUCACCUCCGACCCCGGCCCCCAGACAGAGUUCUCCAUCUAAAUCGGCGGCGUCUCACGUUAGUGACCACAUUGACCACAUCAGUGACCCUGCCACAGAUGCCACCGACCCCUCCACAGAUGACUCGUUCGGUGAGGUCGAGGGCAGCCCCAGUCGAAGUGGAGAGGAGGACGCGGCGUGUCGGUCUGGGUCUCCUUGUCCCAGUGAGACAGCAGUUUCUAGUCCAGCCCAAACCAGUCCACCUGCCAACAGCUAGAUAGACGCUGGCUGGGUGCUGGGGGAAGGAUCUCUGUCUGCAGGGGAAGGAUCCUCUCUAUGCCCAGAUCAACAAAGGGAGGAAAUAAAGAGACUGAACACUGGACUGACCUACCAACGCUGACAAGCCAACCCCAUGUGUGUGUGCACGCACGUUCUCUUUAUCAGCCUUCGCCUCUGCCUUCUUUUUACCUAGUAAUUUCACCUUCCCCUCAUCCUUGUCUUUGCCCUUCACCAUCUCCUCCUCCUCCUUGACGAUGACUCUGGAUGCGAUGCCACCUGGCCCCUGGAGGGAGGAGAGGAGGGAGGUUCAAGCUACACACACCCUCCAGUGUGAGUUGGAGGGUGUGUGUGAUGUGGAGCUGAGGGAAGGAAGGCAGUUUGUAGGGCUGUGAGGAGGAGUCAGGACUUUAGGUUUCUCAGGGAGAGCAGAUUUGGUCCUGGGCUGCUUCAGCAGCAGAACUUCCUCAUCCUGGAACUUUGCCCUCAAGGACUUGAAGUCCAGAGAGUCUUCUUCCUAUCAGACAGAGAAAGGAGGGGAGGGGGGAGAGAUAGGUUGAAAACAGGUACCUCAUACCUGAAAAAGACUAAAGGAUAUUAAUAGAAUUUCAAAUCACAGGUUAUCAUUGAGCCCACUCUACAGAUGUAGGAUCACCCUGUUGCAGGAGAACUUUCCUGCAAUGCAGGGCAUUUUAAACUUGUAGUGUUUUUGAGGUUUAAAAAGGCUUCUGAAGUUUGUGAUUUCCACUUUGAAUUUUGACUUGAUUUUCCCUCACGAAAAAUGUAUCAACCUCUACAAAAAUGUAAUUCAUUAAAAUCCACAUAAUAAUUCACAUUUCCUGUUGUUGCAGGUUUAUUUUCCUGCUGUAGCAAACUGGCUCAAAUUAAGAUCUUACAUCUGUAUCUCUCUCUCUUUUCACAGUCUAAUUCAACAUGAGAUAAAACAAACUAAGUGACCGUAUCAUUAUUUUCAAGGUGGGGUGCACAACCCCCAAAGCAUCUUCCAGACGCUCUGGCAGCAAAACUGCCAAUAGAAACACAUAGAAGCCUAAUUCCUUUAGGUGAGAGCCUGGGGGCAAUAGAACUAUAGGUCAGGGGACCUGGGCUUGUGUGUGUGUGUGUGUGUGUGUGUGUGUGUGUGUGUGUGUGUGUGUGUGUGUGUGUGUGUGUGUGUGUGUGUGUGUGUGUGUGUGUGUGUGUGUGUGUGUGUGUGUGUGUGUGUGUGUGUGUGUGUGUGUGUGUGUGUGUGUGUGUCUCAUCUCAAGCAGCAGCCUGGCAUCCCCUCUUACAAAGGAUGGAAUGCGCCAUCUCCUCCCUCUACUCGCCUUUCAUUCUCUCUCUCUUUCUCUCCAUCAAACAUUGCUAGAGACUAUGCUGCCAAAGGGUGACUAGGCCAAGCGUUGUCUCCUUUCCCAACACACACACAGCGGUAUCAGACAUGGACAGAAUUAGUGUCUGUAGCAAGUGGAUCCUGGUAUGGACUGGUAUGCUGAGAUCCUUAUUUCUGAUUGGCUGGUUUAUUGGGAUCUUGACAUCUGAUUGGCUAUUUGGGUGUUUUGCCUUUAUGUGAGUGUCUGCUGGAUCACUAUGCAGAAACAGACUCUCUGGGAGCUGCUCUCACACACAGUGUUUUUCCAAAUGUCUCUUCUCAGAGGGAAUGGGAAGGCUUCAAAGUGAAUGGACACUGAGGCAUGGAUGUUGCCAACCUAACAGGCAUCGCCUGGCAUGAACGAACAUUGCCAAACUAUCGGAUAGUGCCGGACUUCGGAUGUAUGUUGCCAAACUAACUGAUUCUGUGAAUGAAUUGCUCAUUCUCUAUAAUAGCUUUUGUACAAUAUGGAUUAAAACAGACAAACGGAAAUGUUUAUUUUAUAAGUCAAUCAAGCCGCUGGAGUCAGCUCUCCUGGAGUUAUACAGUCACAAGGCUUUAAGAGACCUGAUUGUCGAUUUGCCAAACUAAUUUUGUAAAUUAUAAUAACAAUGAUCAUUCUGUCCACAGACUUCUGUGCCAUAAAAUAGGCAGGCUUCAGUUAUGCAACCAGAAGGUAUCAAGCAAUACCAACAUGUCUGUAUGUCUAGGUUUCUGUUGCUCUCUCUCAACCUCUGUUGUUCUGUCUAUGAUCCUAUAAGUGUCUUUCCCUAACACAGCCCUUGUCUAUACUGCAGCCCUUUAUUAUCAAUAUCCAUGCUUAUCAACAGCCAUGUUUAUCAACAUCCAUGCUUAUCAACGUCCAUGUUUAUCAACAUCCAUGUUUAUCAACAUCCAUGCUUAUCAACGUCCAUGCUUAUCAACAUCCAUGCUUAU
Salmo salar (Atlantic salmon) is the source of this 4526-nucleotide messenger RNA. RefSeq names its product disabled homolog 1. The record is from RefSeq and is a predicted model, not a curated record. Gene Ontology annotation, biological process: neuron migration. Lineage: Eukaryota; Metazoa; Chordata; Actinopteri; Salmoniformes; Salmonidae. Gene Ontology annotation, cellular component: intracellular membrane-bounded organelle; cytoplasm.